AUGGCGUCUUCAAUGGCGUCCCUUGUUAUUGCAGUCUUAGUUGUUGCUCUAAGCGUGUCACCAUCAAUGGCUAGAGAGUAUCGUUACGCUCCUUGGCUACCACCUCCUACGUAUAAGUGGCGGCCAAUUUAUCGCUCUCCUCCAUCACCGGUGUAUUACUCUCCUCCUCCACCGGUGUAUCAUUCUCCUCCGCCACCUGUGUAUUAUUCUCCUCCACCUCCCGUCUAUAAAUCUCCUCCACCACCGGUGUAUUACUCUCCUCCUCCACCGGUGUACCAUUCUCCUCCACCUCCUGUGUACUACUCUCCUCCUCCACCUGUUUAUAAAUCUCCUCCUCCGCCUGUCUACUCGUCUCCUCCACCUCCCGUGUACUACUCUCCGCCUCCACCAGUUUAUAAAUCUCCUCCUCCGCCGGUCUACUCGUCUCCUCCACCUCCUGUGUACUACUCUCCUCCUCCACCAGUCUACUCGUCUCCUCCACCGCCUGUGUACUACUCUCCUCCUCCACCUGUCUAUAAAUCUCCCCCUCCACCAGUCUACUUGUCUCCUCCACCUCCCGUGUACUACUCUCCUCCUCCACCUGUCUAUAAAUCUCCUCCUCCUCCAGUCUACUCGUCUCCUCCUCCACCUGUCUAUAAAUCUCCUCCUCCUCCAGUCUACUCGUCUCCUCCUCCACCUGUCUAUAAAUCUCCUCCUCCGCCAGUCUACUCGUCUCCUCCACCUCCCGUGUACUACUUUCCUCCUCCACCUGUCUAUAAAUCUCCUCCUCCUCCAGUCUACUCGUCUCCUCCUCCACCUGUCUAUAAAUCUCCUCCUCCGCCAGUCUACUCGUCUCCUCCUCCACCUGUCUAUAAAUCUCCUCCUCCGCCAGUCUACUCGUCUCCACCUCCCGUGUACUACUCUCCUCCUCCACCUGUCUAUAAAUCUCCUCCUCCUCCAGUUUACUCGUCUCCUCCUCCACCUGUCUAUAAAUCUCCUCCUCCGCCAGUCUACUCGUCUCCUCCACCUCCUGUGUACUACUCUCCUCCUCCACCUGUCUAUAAAUCUCCUCCUCCGCCAGUCUACUCGUCUCCACCUCCCGUGUACUACUCUCCUCCUCCACCUGUCUAUAAAUCUCCUCCUCCGCCAGUCUACUCGUCUCCUCCACCUCCUGUGUACUACUCUCCUCCUCCACCUGUCUAUAAAUCUCCUCCUCCGCCAGUCUACUCGUCUCCACCUCCCGUGUACUACUCUCCUCCUCCACCUGUCUAUAAAUCUCCUCCUCCUCCAGUCUACUCGUCUCCUCCUCCACCUGUCUAUAAAUCUCCUCCUCCGCCAGUCUACUCGUCUCCUCCACCUCCCGUGUACUACUCUCCUCCUCCACCUGUCUAUAAAUCUCCUCCUCCGCCAGUCUACUCGUCUCCUCCACCUCCUGUGUACUACUCUCCUCCACCACCCGUCUACAAAUAUCUUCCACCACCUGUCUACUACUCUCCUCCUCCACCUGUCAAAUACUCUUCGCCGCCACCACCUGCCUACUACUCUCCUCCACCUCCUAAGAAGGACGACGAAUACAAAUCUCCUCCUCCACCGGAAGUAAAGAAGUCUCCUCCACCACCACCUCCACGAAAGAAGCCACCCCCUCCACCCGCACCAAAGAAAUCUCCUCCGCCACCACCUCCACGAAAGAAGUCACCCCCUCCACCCGCACCAAAGAAAUCUCCUCCGCCCCCACCUCCACGAAAGAAGUCACCCCCUCCACCCGCACCAAAGAAAUCUCCUCCGCCCCCACCUCCACGAAAGAAGUCACCCCCUCCACCCGCACCAAAGAAAUCUCCUCCGCCCCCACCUCCACGAAAGAAGUCACCCCCUCCACCCGCACCAAAGAAAUCUCCUCCUCCACCGCCGCCACGAAAGAAGUCUCCACCUCCGCCACCGCCAAAGAAGUCUCCUCCGCCACCCUCGCCAAAGAAGUCUCCUCCACCACCACCUCCACGAAAGAAGCCACCCCCUCCACCCGCACCAAAGAAAUCUCCUCCGCCCCCACCUCCACGAAAGAAGUCACCCCCUCCACCCGCACCAAAGAAAUCUCCUCCUCCACCGCCGCCACGAAAGAAGUCUCCACCUCCGCCACCGCCAAAGAAGUCUCCUCCGCCACCCUCGCCCGUGUACAAGUCGCCUCCUCCCCCACCAUCGCCUUACUACUACUAGGCCAAUAAGGACUCGUGAACUAUAUAAGUCUAAGAUACAAGGAAAAACGACAGAUAAACAAAGGCAUUUGAAUUGAGUUCAAUAAAGGAGACGACCAUAUGAUAUAUUGUAAUCUUCAACAAUAUAAUCUCAUCUAUUUGCUUCUAUCAUCUAUGGCUUUCAUUAUAUAAAAACCUUCCAAUCCUUCCUAUUGUACCACACAUCGCAAUAAUAAUAUAAUAUUUACUUUCAAA
Messenger RNA from Cucurbita maxima (winter squash), 2423 nucleotides. RefSeq names its product extensin-3-like. Bases 1 to 2190 code for a protein of 729 amino acids. The transcript is spliced from 6 exons. Lineage: Eukaryota; Viridiplantae; Streptophyta; Magnoliopsida; Cucurbitales; Cucurbitaceae. The record is from RefSeq and is a predicted model, not a curated record.